Fusarium venenatum is the source of this 2505-nucleotide messenger RNA. RefSeq lists its product as uncharacterized. The record is from RefSeq and is a predicted model, not a curated record. NCBI's taxonomy places the organism in Eukaryota, Fungi, Ascomycota, Sordariomycetes, Hypocreales, Nectriaceae.
AUGCCGACUUAUCUAUGCCACGGAUUUCGAUGGCACCGCCGCGAUAUCCGCAUUUUCGUCAUACUGAAUGAUCUUGAAGACGCGGCUCCAAAUUGGAUUCUUGCGCCUGCGUCUUCGUAUUGUAUCCUCGAUCAGUUACACGCUCAGUUUGAUUUCCUGCCCGAGCUCACCCCGCCGACCACACCGACACAAGCCAGUGUCAGCAAUGCGAAAAAUGCCAAACCAAAACCAAAACCUGAUCAUGUGGAUGAUGACCACGAUCUCCCCAAAUCACGUGUACCCGACGCCGAAGAUGCUGUUCUCAUGCACUCCUGGUCCCCAGUCAAGCUGUUGGAGGAGUUUGACGUGGACGAGAUGACAAUGGCAUGUAGGCCAUAUGCCUAUGUGGCUGACUAUGUGGCGAGAAUUGAUCUGAGCGUAGAUGUCGCAGGUGAGAUGGCCAGGUACUACGAAAGAAUGGCAGGUGACGAUGGCUGGAUCAUUAAAUUAAGGGAUCAGUUGCAGAAAGGGGAGCCGGUGAAAUGGUACAUUAUCGUCUGUGGUGACGAGGUGAGAGAAGUCCCUGGUAAAAGUGACGAAGAAGAACACGAGGUUGGAUAUGAGCAGUUGAGAGAAAGAGCCCAACAUAUGGCACGAGCCAGGAGGACGAGAGAAAUCAUGGAUGGGUCUUCCAACUCACCAUCUGAAUACGAGGAUGACGGCGACCAAGACGAAGACGACGCGCUUACUGUAUUGGAAGGUAUACUAGAUCACUCCGAAGGUGCUACUACUCCAAGGCCUCUUUCAUUAGAACUGCCCGAUAUCCAUAUACCACUCCAGCCUCGACUUGACCCGGCCAGAGCAUCAGUCUUGACUACCUCAACAGUCUGGUCCCAGGAUCAGUCACCCGAUGAAACGGCAGACACAGAGACUCCAGACAUUGACAAACCACUUUUACCCAGCGAGCUCGAUCCUAACAGAACGUCCAUGUCUACGGCAUACUCAAUUUGGUCCCGAAAAGAAACUCCGGAUACGCGGCUACGACAAUCUGAGAUUACGCAGUAUUCAACUUCUACGGCAUCAGGACUAUAUUCUGAAAAUGGGCGCACUCAUCUUGAACCAGAAGAGUUUGCCAAGACGCAGCCACCAGCGCAAAUUUUUGCAAGGGAAGAGACUGCAGAUGUCUUGCGGCCCCUCAAGCCUGCAGAACUUGUCUCAUCAAGGACUUCGACGCCGCCAACGCCCAAGGCUUCAGAGAGACAACUACCAGCUCCGAGCUUAUACAGACCUGAGAGCUUUGUCCCACCUUUCUCGCCACCUUUGCCAUCUUCAGAGACCUUUCCAGAUGAAACCCCUAAACCAACGGUUCCGGACCAAACCGAGGCUACAAACCCGACGGAGCCUUCAUGGCCGUUGUCGUCCGACUCACCUCUAGGAUCGUCAGGGUCUAGUACAUAUCGCAACGAAGAGAAUUCUUUCCCACUGGUGUCAUCGCCGCCACAUUCUAGGAAUUCACCUGCAGCUAUAUUUUACUUAUCUAAAGAAAUCACACCCCCUAAAAUACCAUCGCUGGCAUCAAAGCACCCUCCGCAGCCGCAGUUUCCAGGACCUACAAUGUCUAGGUUCCAGGAAAGCGUACCGCAAGCUUCACCGUUACUGGUUACGCCGAAUCCUAAACACAUAGAAAAACCAAGUUCCGGUGUCUUGUACCAAGCCGGAGAGUCUGUCCCUAAAAAGCAACCACCGUCGUCGUUGCCUAGGUCCAGAGUUGUGCGUGCUCCCCCACCACUAAACAUCAACACGACAAACUCGAUCAAGCGCUCGACUUUAAGUCCUGUGAAGAACAUCACGCCACCGACAUCAGCUCAACGAGAGACAUCUGAUCUCAACAUGAAGACACCCCCCAUAACUCCUAGAACUCCCAAAGCGUCUACAGGGCAGCCACUCACACAGGCUUCGCCAAAGUCACGAAUACCGAGAAGCGGACCAAAGAAUAUACGACUGUCAACCCUACCGCUUCCACCUGAACCGGCAGUGAAGAGUCCUGUUCGUCCUCCUACGCCGCCAAAGCCAAAGCCUCGCCUUCCGCAGAAAGAGGUGCCGCAGAGAAGACCACAAACAGCACCAGAAGAGGGAACGCUGUUGAGACCCAACGGGGCAGGGUUUUCGAGGCCACUCCAAUAUGACGCCCCCAGAUCUAUGCAGAAACCAGGAAGUGAAGGAGUGAUACUGGGGCCAAAACUAACACCAACAUCAAUACCAACAGUCCCUGCGGGCUACAGUCGGAGUGCUACUGCACAUGUAAAUGCGCCGCUCGACUCAGUAACACAGGCGAGGAUGAGAGCGCAACCACCUCCAAACCCAGCACAGAUUCGACAGCCUAUUGUGUCUACUCAAAAUACUGAUGGGUAUACACUUGAAGGAGGAAAACAUCACAAACAUCACGUUGCUCGAAGCCAUUCGGUUGCUGACGGGUUUAAGAGGCUUUUCAGGAGACCAUCUCUUGCCAAAGGAUCCCACCAUUGA